Parathielavia appendiculata is the source of this 791-nucleotide messenger RNA. RefSeq names its product UVI-1. The record is from RefSeq and is a predicted model, not a curated record. Lineage: Eukaryota; Fungi; Ascomycota; Sordariomycetes; Sordariales; Chaetomiaceae. The transcript is spliced from 4 exons. The coding region runs from base 1 to 561 and encodes 186 amino acids.
AUGGUUUCCCUCCGCUCCCUCGUCACGGUAGCUGCGUUUAUCGCCGCGCCCGUCAUGGCGGCUCUGACACCGCAGCAGAUCGCGGACGGCAUCAGAAAGCUGACAGGGGAAUCCCAGGCGCUUCAGGCCACGGCUCAGAGCAUUACCAUCGUCAAUGCCCCCUUGAUUGUCAUCGGACAAGGCCCUUUCCCGACACUCAUCGCUGGCUUCAACGACCUUGUCUCGACCGCCACGGUCGUACUUGAGCAGUUUCCGGGAACAAAGCAGAUCACCGGCGAGGCUGAGGCUACGCUCGUUUUCGACGCUUUCCGCGGUUUUGUUCGCGUUACACAGGAACUGGGCAACAUCUUGAUCGGAAAGGCCGGCAUCCUCGAAAAGGUCCCCUUUGUUGGCCAACCGGUUGCCGCCUCACUUCGCGCAGUUGAGAGUACUACCGACACGCUUGCCAUUUCUCUGAUCAACACGGUCGAGCCUAGGGUUCGCGACCUCGAGAGCGAGGCUAAUGCCCUGGGCGACACCCUCGAGCUCUGCAUCCAAAAGUACGAGGGCAUCGCUGUCUGAGGAACCGACGCGGCGGACGCCACGUUUACCGCAGCUAAGCGCAAUGCCCGCAUAUUUUAUUCCAUGGGCGCUUUGAGGAUUAUGAAGCCCCCCGCCGAACGGGUAUUUAUGGAAGUUAUAGAUGGUGGACGGGCAGUGGGGGAGACAGGUGUGGGCGGUUCUUGAAAAAGGGAUGGGAGGGAGGAUAGACGUAGUGAGGCGGUAGUAAUGUGAACCAUGGCUCAACGGCG